This is a messenger RNA of Clunio marinus, 6144 nucleotides long. The record is from the annotation of a GenBank genome assembly. NCBI's taxonomy places the organism in Eukaryota, Metazoa, Arthropoda, Insecta, Diptera, Chironomidae.
AGUCGCGAUCGAGAGAGUGAAGUGAUGAGUCGUAAAAAGCAAAGCUGAAGCGUUUUUCUUUCUGGUUGUUUAAGAAAUUAAGAAAAAAAUUUUUGGAUCAAAUAACUUUAUUGACAUAAACUAAAGAAUUUUACCAGGCCAUUGAAAUGGCCAAUCUUCUAAAUGAUCUGAGAGUGUUGAUUCUCGUUUCAUUUUUUUUAAUAAUAUUAAACAUAAGUGCAACAAGAUCACAGAAUCAACCAUCUCAAUAUCCACAACGCAUCAGACAUCCAAGACCAGGCGUUCAAAGGAACUCAUUUCGAAGAACUCGUGCACCUCUCUUGUCAAACCAGGAAAAACGUAGAAUGAAAAUUGAAAAAAUCCCCAAAGUGAAAGAACAGCGUGGAGAUCAAUCUCCUGACGAUGAUAGUGAGAAUAACAUCGGUUUAACAUAUCAUCAUCCUCAGAGUUUAAUGAACCCAUAUCGAAAAGAUCGCCCUUUAAGGAUAAAUCCACGACUUCAUCCAUGUGAACAAAGCAGUUGUUAUCCUGCUACUGGUAAUCUGUUGAUUGGCAGAGAGAAUCGUUUACAAGCAUCAUCGACUUGCGGUCUAAAUGGCCCCGAACGUUUUUGUAUCGUUUCACAUUUAGAAGAAAAGAAAUGCUUUUUGUGUGACACAAGAUACGAAACUGAAAAUGAUCCACAUUUAAAUCAUCGUGUCGGUCAAAUUAUUUACAAGUUUAGACCUGGAACAUUGGAAAACUCUUGGUGGCAAUCAGAAAAUGGAAAAGAAAAUGUUACAAUUCAAUUAGAUCUUGAAGCUGAAUUUCAUUUCACUCAUUUGAUUAUUGUGUUUGCAACGUUUCGACCCGCUGCAAUGCUUAUCGAACGAUCAUAUGAUUUCGGUAAAAGUUGGCACGUAUACAGAUACUUUGCGUCGAAUUGUGCAGAAUCAUUUCCGCAUGCUUUAACUGAAUCUAGAAACAUCACGGAUGUAGUUUGUGAUCAUCGUUACUCGCAUGUUGAACCAUCAAAGAACGGUGAAGUAAUUUUCCGAGUUCUGCCACCACAACUUAACAUUGAGAAUCCUUAUUCGGAUCACAUUCAAAACAUGUUGAAAAUGACAAACCUUAGAAUCAACUUUACAAAAUUACAUUCGCUUGGUGACACUCUUCUCGAUGAUCGUUCAGAAAUACAAGAGAAAUAUUAUUACGCUAUCUCAAAUAUGGUAGUUCGUGGGUCUUGUUCAUGUUAUGGACAUGCAUCACGAUGUUUACCAUUGGAAGGAUUUGAUACUCAAAACGACAUGGUUCAUGGAAGAUGUGAAUGUACACACAACACUAAAGGUCUAAACUGUGAAAAUUGUGAAGAUUUUUAUAACGAUUUGCCGUGGAAACCCGCACUUGGAAAGCAAACUAAUGCUUGCAAAAAAUGCAAUUGCAAUAAUCACGCAGUGACAUGUCAUUUUGAUCAAGCAGUUUAUGAACAUUCAGGCAAAGUAAGCGGAGGUGUUUGUGACAAUUGUGAACAUAACACUGAAGGGCAACAUUGUGAACAAUGCAAAGCGUAUUUCUAUCGUGAUCCAAAUGAAGAUAUCCAAAGUCCUUAUGUUUGCAAGCCAUGCGAUUGUGAUCCAAUUGGAUCUCGAGAUGAAGGAAUUUGUGAUUCAAUUCCUGAUCCUGAAGAAGAAAGUAUGCCAGGUGCAUGUCAUUGCAAGACACAUGUAAAAGGAAGACGUUGUGACAUUUGUAAAGAAGGCUAUUGGAACUUAAAUGAAACAAACCCUGAUGGAUGUGAACAAUGUACUUGUAACAUCUUGGGAACAAUCAACAACUUGGGUUGUAACUUCUACACUGGUGAAUGUACUUGCAAGAGAUUAGUGAUAGGACGUGAUUGUAAUCAGUGUAUGCCAGAAACGUUUGGAUUGUCAGAGAUUAAUGAUGGAUGCACACCUUGCGAUUGUGAUCCUGGUGGUUCAAUGGACAAUAAUUGUGAUGUCAUCACUGGACAAUGUAAAUGUCGACCAUACAUGCAAGGAAGAAAUUGCAGCGAACCAAGGCAACAUCAUUUCAUUCCAAAUUUACACAUCAUCACCGAAGCUGAGAGUUCAAAUACUGUUUGUGAAGGAAGUACAAGCUACGGUAAUUGCACAAUUGUUGUACGUGAUCCAUAUCCGGAUCGUUUACAAACGUGGACUGGUCCAGGCUUUUUAAAAGUUCACGAAGGCAGUGAUGUUAGUUUCACAAUUGACAAUGUUCCCAAGACCAUGAAUUACGAUAUUUUGCUUCGAUAUUCUCCACAAAUUCGAGGAAGUUGGGAAGAUGUUCGAAUCAGUGUUAUAAGGCCCGAUGCUAUUGGACAUGACAGUUCUUGCUAUAACAUUAAUCCACUUGAAGAACAAGAAAAACAGUUGAGACUUAAUGAGUAUGAGACGAGUACACUUGCAUUGAAUGAGUUGUGCUUGGAAGAAGGAAAAACUUACAAAUUUAUUGUCACCUUCAACCGACAAAAUUCUUACGAAACAAAUCCAUCAGCACAAAUUCUUGUUGAUUCUCUUGUAUUGAUUCCACGUAUUGAAGUUACUUCCAUCUUUUCUGGAUCGACACCAGCUGAUUACAGAAGACGUGACUUUGAAUAUUAUCGAUGCAACGACUCUUACUACGAUGUUGCUCCCCAAAAUAUUGAGCCAAAAUGUGAACAAUUAUUCCAAAUGGCAGGAACUUUAGUUUUCGAUGGGGCAUCACCUUGUGACUGUAAUCCAACUGGAUCGAUAAGUAAAAAAUGUGAAGAACAUGGUGGUCAUUGCAAGUGUAAACCGAAUAUUGUUGGACGUCAAUGCGAAAAGUGCGCUCCAGGAACUUAUGGUUUCUCGCCCAAUGGUUGUCAAGCUUGUGAUUGUGACAGUGUCGGAUCAAAAGAUAACGAAUGUGACCUUGUAACUGGACAAUGUAAUUGUCAUCCAAAAACAUAUGGAAGAGAAUGUAAUCAGUGUCAAAUUGGAUAUUGGAACUUCCCUGACUGUCAAGCUUGUAAUUGUAAUGGACAUGCUUCAACAUGCAAUCCAAAAACUGGGGAAUGUAUUCAAUGUCAAGACUCUACAACUGGAUAUAAUUGCGAUCGAUGUAUUGAAGGCUUCUACGGUGAUCCGUUGUUGGGAAGUGAAAUUGGCUGCAGACCUUGUCGAUGUCCCGACACAAUAGCUUCUGGGCAUUCUCAUGCAUCUCAAUGUUCACUCAUUUCUAGCACCAACGAUGUUAUCUGCUAUUGUCAACCCGGAUAUGCUGGUGUCAAGUGCGAUGUUUGCGAUGAUAAUUACUUUGGAAAUCCUGAAAAGCCAGGUGGUUCAUGUGAACCAUGUAACUGCAAUAACAACAUUGAUAUCGCUCGUCCUGGUAAUUGCGAUGCCAAAACUGGAAAAUGUUUACAAUGUUUACGUGAUACUGAUGGAGACGGUUGUGAAUAUUGUAGAGAUGGAUAUUAUGGUGAUGCAUUACGUCAAGAUUGCAGAAGAUGCGAAUGCGAUGUUCUCGGUACAAAUGGAACUCUGAAGCAUUGUGACCGUUACACUGGUCAAUGCCCUUGCCUUCCUAAUGUUAUGGGAGUUCGGUGUGAUCAAUGUGCGAAGAAUCAUUGGAAAAUUGCUAGUGGUGAAGGAUGUGAAGCUUGUAAUUGCGAUGAAAUUGGAUCACGAAGUGAACAAUGUAACCCGUAUGACGGUCAAUGUGACUGUCGACCUGGUUUCGGUGGACGUGCUUGUGACCAAUGUGAAGCCAAUUUCUGGGGUGAUCCCAACGUCGAAUGCAAAGCAUGUGACUGUAAUUCAUAUGGAUCAGCAACGUACCAAUGUGAUCGUGAGACCGGUCAAUGUAAUUGCAUAAAAGGAAUUGGUGGAUAUAAAUGUGAUCAAUGUGCAAGAGGAUACUUGGGUGAAGCACCUUACUGUUCACCAUGCGGUGAAUGUUUCGAUAAUUGGGAUGAUAUUUUAAAUACACUUGGAGACCAAACAGAUGACAUCAUAGAACGAGCUAAACGUAUCAAAACUCAAGGUGCAACGGGAGCUUACACGAAAGAAUUUGAAGAUGUUGAGAAAAAGAUUGAAACGAUCAGAAAUAUUUUGAACAACACAACUGUGAGUGCAAAAGAUGUCAAGAAAUUGAAUGAAAAUAUUGAUCGACUUCGAGCUAGAUUUAACGAGUCUGAUAAGAAUGUAAAAGAAACUGAUGGAGCUUUAGACAAGUUGAAUGAAGAAAUGAAUUUGGCUGGAGUUGAAUUGGCAAAUUUAGCAGAACAGAGUGAAAAAAUCAAACUUUUGUCUAAUGACUUGAAAGAAAAUGCCACAAAAUUACAAGAAGCAAACGUUGAAGGUGCUUUGAAUUUAACACGUGAUGCUUGGAGUCGUGUUCAGUCGCUUUCUGAUGUUUACAAUGAAGCAAAUGAAUUGAAUUCUGAAGCUGAUCGCCAAUGUAAACGAAUUGAAAAUUUGAUUACACGCCAAAUUGAAAACGAAGGAAAUUUAUUAGCAAAUGACAAACAAAUUGAUGAACUUCAAAGUGAGCUUGAUAAACUGACAGCUGAAAUUCCUGAUUUGAAUGAACAAGUUUGCGAUAAACGUGGAGAUCCUUGCGAUAGUCUUUGUGGUGGUGCAGGAUGUAAUAAAUGUGGUGGAAUAUCAUGUGAAAAAGGUGCUUUGACGAGAGCUGAAACUGCUUUGAACUAUGCCAAAGAUACCGAAAAGAUCAUAAAAGAAAAGGAACAACAGGCUGACGAACUUAUUCGAUCAGUUUCACACUCAAUAACUGAAGCUGGUGAUGUCCAUAAGAAAGCAAAGGAAACACUCGACAAAGUUCAAGAAACUUACAAAUCAGCUGAAGGUCUUCUUGGUGAAGGAAGAGAAUUAAUUACAAAUCUUACAAAUGUUGUCUCAAACAAGACUGCAUCACCAAAUGAAAUUAAAACUAUUGCUGAAGAAGUUUUGAAACUUGAUUUACAUUUAGAUCCGGCGGAGAUUAAACAUUUAGCCAACAACAUCGAUCAAACUGUUGCUGAAUUAGAGAAUGUUGAAUUAAUUAUCGAAAACACCCGUCAUGACCUGGAACUUGUUGAGGGCUUAAGAGAUAAUGCAACGACAGCACAGACAAGGGCUGAUGAAGUGUUGAAACGAGCUACUGAAGUUAGUAAUGCUUUAGAAGAUGCCGAACAAGCUCAAAAAGCUGCACGUGAUGCAAUUAAGAAAGCUAACGAAGACAUUUCUACAGCAAAGGCAGAUCUGGAAGAGAUUGACACUGAAACAAAGGAAGCAAAAGAAAGCGCUGAAGAAACAGCUGGUGCUGUUGAUGCUUUACAAGCAAAAUUAAACAAAUUGCAAAAGAAAUUCUUAAAGAAUGCGCAUGACGCUAAGGAAAUAAAAGUUCAAGCCGACGCUGUUAAAGACACUGCAUCAAGCACACAUGAAAAAGCUAGGAAGUUGAAAAAUCAAUUCAAACAAGCAAAUGACACAUUGACGACAAAAUCAGCUUCAUCAGAAAAUGCUCGUGAAAGGGCCCAGCAACUCCUUCAAAGAGCUUCAAGAAUCACAGUCGAUACAACAACUAAAUUGAAAGAACUGAGAGAUAUGGUGUCUGUUGCUGUAUCAAACGACGCUGAACUCACGGCAAUGGAACAAAAAGUUAAUCGAUUAAAUGGCGAAAUAGAUGCUUACAUUCGACGAAUUAGAGAACAUGCGGACCGUUACAGACAAUGCACAUCGUAGAAGAGAGAAGAAAACAAAUGUUUUUGAUGUCUAUUUAAUUAAUUCGAAGAAAAUUAAUAUUCCUAUUUUUUUUAAUCUUAAAAAGUUUUAAAUAAUCCUUUCAUGAUCAUAGACUUGCUACGCAUAACAGAAUCUGUUGUUUUUAAAGAUGUUUCAUGAUAGCUAAGUAAAUAUAAUGAUGUAGCACCUAAACAUAUUUUAAAGUGCCAAAAAUACUUAAGAAUAAGUAAAGCCAUUAUCAUUCAGAUGCAUUUGCCACAAAAGAAUCAAAUUUAAAUUAUACACCUAAGGUUUUGUACUUUACAAAAAUCAGUAGAAUAAAGUUGUACUGCCAUUUUUUUAUCUAAACAGAGUAAAAUUUAAAGAAUUUUUAAUUUCUUAUGAAAAUAUCAUAUCGAAUACUUGUCAAUUUCAU